AUGGAUACCAAUACAUUUUUAUAUAUUAUUGUUUUUGUUGCAAUUGCAUAUGCAAUUAAAACUUAUAUUUUACCAGAACCAGUUAAACCAGUUAAAAAACCAACUGUUGUUAAAGUACCAAAAAGACAACAUAAAAAAAGUACAGAUGGUUCACCAGUUUAUUAUACCGCUGAAGAAGUUUCAGUACAUGACAAAGAAGAUGAUUUAUGGUUAAUUAUUGAUAAAAAGGUUUAUGAUGUUACAGAUUAUGUUGAUAAACAUAUGGGUGGUUUAGCAAUUAUGAAAAAUGCUGGAAAAGAUUCAACUGAAGGUUUUAAUGGUGAACAACAUCCAAUUAAAGUUAGACAGGUUUUAGAAGAAUAUUAUAUUGGUGAAUUAAAACAAUAA
Molecule: messenger RNA, 387 nt
Organism: Dictyostelium discoideum AX4
Lineage: Eukaryota; Evosea; Eumycetozoa; Dictyosteliales; Dictyosteliaceae
Exons: 2
Coding region: 1-387 (128 amino acids)
Source: RefSeq, a predicted model, not a curated record